GGCUCGGCGCCGUUCAACGUGACAACUCGUUAUCACCUAGUAGCGAAUUUUUUCGAGCGAAUUUAGUCGAGUGUCGAGUGAUUGUGAUCGAUUUGUGAACAACUGGUUGCGAUUGGUGAAAUUUACUCGAGUAUUGUGACUACUUUGAUUAUUUGAGUGUUCAAAUACUUCAUUAUCUAUCUUUUCAUUAGGUAGCAGUUUUUAUACGAGAGGAAAACGUGAAAAUUGUGGCGCAUUAACUGUAUCGUGCGAGCUGCUGAACGGUGUUCACUUGGUAUUCUGAUUUUGAAAGUCGAUCUAUUGAUUAAUUUGCUAUAAUUAUUUACAUACGUAUUAUCAAAAUGGGUUUCGACGAAGUUUUCCAAUACGUUAUUGAGAUUUUCCAGAAUCCAAAUAAGUCAACCAUCGAUAGAACGGUGAGAACGGUCACCAAUGGAACAAGUACUCCUAAUGAGCAACCAUCUGAUGCUAGAACGGAAACUAGAUCGAACGAUACAACUGAUGGAACCCCCCCAAAAAACAAGACGAUUCCGCAAGAUUUCGUAAACGCCGUUACACCGACAUUAAACCUCACCAAGAAAGAAUGUUUUGAAAUCUUAAAUCAAGUCCAUCGAAAAUACGCCCAACCUUUGAUUGUAGAAUUCUUCUACGGUAACCCGUCGAAAACGCAGGAGUUUUUUGACUACGCACGUGAAAAAGUCAAUCUCGAAUUACUCUACUACGCAAUGAUAACGCGGCAUAAGUCAUCGCGAUGACGAGGCGAAAGUUGCUGUAAAAAUAUUGCUUUCCCACCUGGAAAUCUACCCAGAAAAGUAUUUCGAUAUGGAUAAAAUUAAAAAAGAUGUCGAAAAUAGCAAUGGUGAAAUUCUAAAGAACGGUACAGGAAAACCAAACGCGAUAUUUGUGCACAUAAAUGAUAAUGAAACUUCAACCAAUCAAGAUCCGGAUGUCUACUUCGCAAAAGAUAUUGGACUGAAUUGGCACUAUCGUCAUUGGUAUGAAGUUAACCCAUUCCUCGAACUCGAGCAGCCACUUUUCCCAAUGAAUCUAAGUCGAGGAGAAUUGUUCUAUUACGAGCAUCAACAAUUGUUAGCAAGGUACAAUUUCGAAAGACUAUGCAAUGGAUUAUCUGCAGUUGAAUCAUCUCAGUUUAAUAUAACCGAAUUGAAACUUGAACAAGGAAGCAAUGAAACUUCGUUCGCAGACCUAAGUAAAAGUUAUGAGAUGUCAUUUAUCUCUAAUUUGGAUAAUACAGAUCAAAAGUCGAAGGGAUUAUUGGACAAUAUUUUGCAAGCAGAAACAGCUCUACGAGAUCCAAUGUUUUAUCGUCGAUGCAAACAUAUGGAUGACUCGUUUUAUCAAAAGAAAAAAAAUUUGAACCAAUACACCGACGAUAUACGAUUCGAAGGUAUUAAUAUUUCAAAAGUAGAAAUACUACCUCAAAUUCUUGAAACUUUUUGGGAAAAAGAUGCGAUUAAUAUCACACAAAAAAUGGCACCCUCUGUAUUUGAAAAAAUUUACGCCGUUCACACCCACUUACAACAUGAAGAAUUCGAAUACAAGAUUGAGGUUGAAAAUAACUUUACUGACAAUGAGAAUGUCUCAGGCACGGUGAGAAUUUUCCUAGCUCCACAUUCAGAGGAGAAAAUUCCAUACGAGGAAAAACGACGAACAUUCGUGGAAAUGGAUAAGUUCGUAUUCAAUUUUACUGGCAGCCAAACCACCGUUAUCACACGUAAAUCAGGAGAGUCUACGGUGAUCAAUGGAACAUGUGGUUGGCCUCGGCACUUACUCGUCGGUAAAGGUACAGAACAAGGUUUUCCAUGUGAUUUGUUUGUAAUUAUCACAAAAAAUGAAAAAGAUGAGAUUUUUUGUAUGCAUUUUGACACAGUUGUGACCAUUGACGGAAAUUUUGUCGUUUUUAUUGAUCCAGGGUAUAUAUGUAACGAUGGUACCCGUAUACGCGGACACCAAAGAUGCAAUGGAAAAACAGACUGUCCAAAGAACGAAGAUGAACUCGGUUGCAAUCGAAAACGGAAUUUUGAAAACACAUCUCACACAAUGGGGAUUGUUGAAGAUUUUUUGAAUGACUUUAAAAAUACCGUGUUCAAGGCUGCAGAAAAUAUUAGUGAUGAUUUCGAUGGACCUAAGGAGGAAGAAAGGGCAGCUGUAAUUAAAGAGGAGUUCGUUCCUCUAGACCAGUCACCGUCACAGGAAACUUUGCCAAACGAAGAACCCAAUACCUCAACCAAAGUUGAAGACGAUCAAAGUCAGAGCGUUCCAGAUGAAAACGAAUAAUCUGGUUGCAGAAAAUGAGAGAAAAAUUAUCAAGAUUAUUUUACUUGUACUCGUACUUAUUCUAAACUAAUUUAUUCACAAUACCUAAUUGUACCUACGGUUUUAUUUUUUUAGAUGAAUUUUUGUAUGAUUUUUCUCUCACAAUAAACUUAGGUACUCGUAUUUUAAAGUG
Messenger RNA from Planococcus citri (citrus mealybug), 2470 nucleotides. Its product is annotated as phenoloxidase subunit 1-like. The transcript is spliced from 16 exons. The coding region runs from base 823 to 2298 and encodes 491 amino acids. Gene Ontology annotation, molecular function: protein binding. The record is from RefSeq and is a predicted model, not a curated record. Lineage: Eukaryota; Metazoa; Arthropoda; Insecta; Hemiptera; Pseudococcidae.